AUGGUUCUUUACCUGCUGGAAGUGGGCAGUGCCGGGGCUGAGCCCCUACACCAGGAGGACAGAAAGAGAAAAGAGAGACUUCCACAAGAGAGAAGAGAGAUAAUCCCACCAGAGAAGAAGAAGAGACUUCACCAGAGAAGAGAGAGAUACUUCACCAGAGAAGAAGAGAGAGCCAAAAUAAUUCCACAGAGAAGAGAGAGACUGUCCACCAGAGAGAAGAGAGAGACUUCCCCAGAAAAGAAGAGAUUCCACCAGAGAAUCACCAGAGAAGAAGAGAAGCUUCCACCAGAGAAGAGGAGAACUUCCACCGAGAGGAGA
Molecule: messenger RNA, 318 nt
Organism: Salvelinus sp. IW2-2015
Lineage: Eukaryota; Metazoa; Chordata; Actinopteri; Salmoniformes; Salmonidae
Source: RefSeq, a predicted model, not a curated record